Emiliania huxleyi CCMP1516 is the source of this 2130-nucleotide messenger RNA. RefSeq lists its product as hypothetical. The transcript is spliced from 9 exons. Gene Ontology annotation, biological process: spliceosomal complex disassembly. NCBI's taxonomy places the organism in Eukaryota, Haptophyta, Isochrysidales, Noelaerhabdaceae. Gene Ontology annotation, molecular function: nucleic acid binding. Gene Ontology annotation, cellular component: U2-type post-mRNA release spliceosomal complex. The record is from RefSeq and is a predicted model, not a curated record. Bases 1 to 2130 code for a protein of 709 amino acids.
AUGUCGAGCUCGGACGACGACGCGCCCGCUGGGCUCGGCGCGCGCGGCCGCAAGCGCUCGCGCAAGGCCUCCGACGACGCCAUGCUCGGUGUGUUUGGCGACUCGUCCGAGGACGAGGGCGGCGGCGGCGGCGGCGGCCGUGGCGGCGGGCGAGGCGGCCGUGAGCGCGAGAGCAAGCGGCCGCUCGCCGAGAAGCCCGUCAGCUUUGCCAAGGCGGCCGCGCCCUCCGCGCCGCCGCCGCCGGCUCCGGCGCCGGCGGCGGUGGCGCCGGCCGACAAGGCGCCUCCCAGUCGGCCGUCGCGCGGAGGGCUGGGCUCGGGCGGGGCGAAGCCGCUGCCGGCGGAGAAGGUGGACAAGGAGUUUGGCGCCUUCGAGGCCCACUCCAAGGGGAUCGGCUCCCGGCUCCUCUCCAAGAUGGGGUGGAAGCCCGGGCAGGGCAUCGGCAAGGCGGGCGGCGGCGUGGUGAACCCGCUCGAGCAAAAGCUGCGUCCAAACUCAAUGGGGCUGGGGUACGGCGGGUUUAAGGAGACGACUUCGAAGGCGAAGGCGCAGCAGGCGCGCAUCCUCCACGGCGACGGCGCCGCCGACCCCCCGCCCUCGGGCGCCGAGCUCGACCGCGCCAACGCCGCGGCGGCGCCGCGCCGGGACAACUGGCGGCGCGGCGAGCGGCGCGAGCUCAAGGUGCGGUCGGCGCAGCAGCUGAUGGCCGAGUGGGAGGGGAAGGCGAGGCCGCAGAGGGGCGCCCCCGCGGAGGCUGGAGCGGCAGUCGUCGACAUGCGCGGACCCCAGCCCCGCGUCCACGCCUCUCUGGCCGACGCGGACGCGGCGGCGGCGGCGGCGGGGGAGGAGGCGGAGGCGGCGGCGGGGAUGCUUCCGGAGCUUCGGCACAACAUGCGGAUGCUGGUGGAGCUGUCCGAGGUCCGGAUGCAGCAGACGCACCGCAAGCUGCGCGCAGAGCGCGACGCGAUGCGCUCCUACUCCGCGCGGCGGGACGCGCACGCCGCGGCGGCGCGCCAGACAGCCACGCGGCUCGAGGCGAUCGAGGAGGUCCAGGCGGCGCUACGCCGGUGCGUGGCCGGCGCCAAAGCCGUCCGCCAAGCCCAGCUCUCCUCCGCUGCGCCCGGCGGCGGCGGCGGCGGCGGCGGCGGCGGCGGCGGCGGCGGCGGCGGCGGCGGCGGCGCGGCUUCUUCUGCCGCCGAGGCGUCGCUCGCGGCGUGGGCGGAGGAGUGGGGCAAGCUGCGGCGGGCCCACCCUGAGGAGUGGAGCGUGCACAAGCUACACGAGGCGCUCGCCAACGAAUGGCGCGCGGCCGACGCGACCUCCGCGACGGCGCUGCUGUCCGCGUGGAGGGCGCUGCUGCCGGCCGCGCUGUUUGGCGAGGUGCUGGCCGGGCAGGUGCUUCCGCGGCUUGUGGGCGAGGUGGGCGCGUGGUCGCCGUCGCUCGGCGCAGACAGCGCGCCGCUGCACGCGUCGCUGCGGCCGUGGGAGCGGCUGCUGCCGCCUCCGGGUCUCAAGCCGCUCUUCCCCGCCAUCCGGCAGAAGCUUCUCGCGCUGCUGCUGCGCACCUUCUUCCCGCGCUGGCCGGCGGCGGACCCCGACUGGGGCGAGGUCUCGCAGUGGUACUGCGGCUGGAAGGCGCUGCUCCUCCGGCCGGCGCCCGCCUCCCCCUCGACGGCGGGCGGGCCUAAUGAGCCAGCAAUUCGGGGCGCCGUCUUCAUGCCGCUCGGGGUGCGCAGCGAGGGGCGCGCCGUCUUCUCGUUUGGCGGCGUGCAGGUGGUGCUCGACAGCGACAAGAAGCUGGUGUACGCGCGCCAGCUGGGCGGGGGAGGGGGAGGGGGAGGGGGCGGGGGAGGGUUCCGCCCUAUCAGCCUCAAGGAGCUCGUCGCGCUUGCCGGUGGAUGGCGCGCGGCGCGGGCGGAUGACUGGACCUACCCAAACCUACCCGGACCUACCCAGACCUACCCAGACGUAUUCACCCCGUACCCAGACCUACCCGGACCUACCCAGACGUAUUCACCCCGUACCCAGACCUACCCGGACCUACCUAUUCACACUCCGUACCCGGACCUACCCAGACCUACCCAGACGUAUUCACACCCCGUGGGGAUGCAGAGCGUGCAAAGCGGCUAG